GAUCGCUUUUAUUUGCUAGAUUUUCAUGACCCAUGUGGCGCACUAUCGUCGAUGUGGCUGGGUAUAAAAGCGCAUCGGUAACUAAAAAAAAUCAUCAGCUACAUCUCUUCACUUCUUCUGUUCGCAUCAGAUUUUAAAAAUGCGUUCGCAACCAGCUUUUGGAUUUUUACUCUUGGUCGUUCUCGGAUGCGUCCUACCGAGCAUCUUGGCCGCUCCGUCGAGUGCCGCAACCAGUCGUGGAGAUGAAACUCACGACAACCUGUCGAGUGCAGUAGAGUUGGUUAAAGCAUACAGUAGCGAUGUUACAAGGGUAGCAACAAAAGUGUGUGACAAAUUAGCCAACGGAGGAACCCUUGAUAAGAUCCUGCUGGAAAUAGCUAAAGACAAGGACACGGAGAAAGUUGACUUGAAUGAAGUCCGUGAGAUGAUUGAGAAAUAUGGAUGUUCGGCCACGAAAGUCACCUGCGCUCUCUUGGGGCUCAUAUGCUGGGGGCGUUAAAUUUGUAUAACAACUGGCUGCAAGCGGACACUGCUAAUCGACGACCAUUAUGUUCUCAUUGAUAAUAAAAAAAAAUAUAUAUAUAAUCUUUGGCAAAAUCA
This is a messenger RNA of Daphnia magna, 600 nucleotides long. RefSeq lists its product as uncharacterized. NCBI's taxonomy places the organism in Eukaryota, Metazoa, Arthropoda, Branchiopoda, Diplostraca, Daphniidae. The record is from RefSeq and is a predicted model, not a curated record. The transcript is spliced from 5 exons. The coding region runs from base 140 to 499 and encodes 119 amino acids.